Molecule: messenger RNA, 690 nt
Organism: Maniola jurtina (meadow brown)
Lineage: Eukaryota; Metazoa; Arthropoda; Insecta; Lepidoptera; Nymphalidae
Exons: 3
Coding region: 38-676 (212 amino acids)
Source: RefSeq, a predicted model, not a curated record
UCAUAGUAACUUUUUCGUUCAGAAACUCAACAUCAAAAUGUUCGCUCUACAAAGAUAUUAUUGCAUAUUCGCCGUGGCGUUAGUUUCGUCCUUCGCUAAUCCACUACAGCAGCAACAACAACAGCAACAGCAAUGGAUGCCGUACAACACCAAUCUUGAGAGCUAUUUACAACAACACGAUCAACAGUACCAACCGAGCGACCAUUCUUCUGGUUUUGACUUCGGAAGUCAUGGGUUCGACUCUGGCGAUCAAGGAGACUUCGGGAAAGGCUUCGGAGGCCAUGAUCUACAGGCCCAAUCGUUUCCUGUGCAUCACCACGUCGAAGAAGAAAACCCCGAGCCAAUCAAACACUACAAGGAAAUCGUCGUCCCUGUUCCAAAGAACUUUGAGUUCAAAAUCCAUCAGCCCAUCCUUAUUCCUGUCCCACAUCCCAUCCCCAUCCAAGUUCCCGUCCCUAAAGCAGUAGUCAUCCCGAUUAUAAAGGAAGUUUCUAUCCCGGUCGAGAAAUCUGUUCCGUAUCCCGUUGAAAGGACUGUGCAUGUUCCCAAGAUCAAGGAAGUUCCGUUCGAAGUUAUCAAACACAUAAUCGUACCAGUGGAAAAGCCUGUACCUUUCAAAGUACCUGUAUAUGAAACUAUUAUCCACACAAAAAAAGGAUCACACAAGAUUCGUUAAAAUUGUAAAGUUGC